GCCACCGGAGCCCGGGAUGGGGCGAGAGGCUGUGGCGGACGCCAGCAUCUCCCCGCCGGGGGCCCCGGGGGCCGCGGAGCCGCCGCCGCCGCUGCUGCCGCCGCUGCUGAGACCCGGCGGGCGAUGGGAUGAAGAUGAGACGCUACAAGCUCUUUCUCAUGUUCUGUAUGACCGGCCUGUGCCUCAUCUCCUUCCUGCACUUCUUUAAGACCCUGUCCUAUGUCACCUUCCCCCGCGAACUGGCCUCCCUCAGCCCUAACCUCGUCUCCAGCUUCUUCUGGAACAAUGCCCCGGUCACGCCCCAGGCCAGCCCGGAGCCGGGCGGCCCCGACCUGCUGCGGACCCCGCUCUAUUCCCACUCGCCCCUGCUCCAGCCGCUGUCACCGAGCAAGGCCACCGAGGAGCUCCACCGCGUGGACUUUGUGCUGCCGGAGGACACGACCGAGUAUUUUGUCCGCACCAAAGCGGGCGGCGUGUGCUUCAAGCCGGGCACCAAGACGCUGGAGAAGCCCCCGUCAGGGCGGCCAGAGGAGAAGCCGGAGGCGGGGGACGGCUCGUCCGCGCGGGGCCCCGCCCGCCACCUGCUGAGCGCCCGAGAGCGCCCGGGGAGCCGGGGCCCGCGGCGCAAGUGGGUGGAGUGCGUGUGCCUGCCCGGCUGGCACGGGCCCAGCUGCGGCGUGCCCACCGUGGUGCAGUACUCCAACCUGCCCACCAAGGAGCGCCUGGUGCCCCGGGAGGUGCCGCGCCGGGUCAUCAACGCCAUCAACAUCAACCACGAGUUCGACCUCCUGGACGUGCGCUUCCACGAGCUGGGCGACGUGGUGGACGCCUUCGUGGUGUGCGAGUCCAACUUCACCGCCUACGGCGAGCCGCGGCCGCUCAAGUUCCGCGAGAUGCUCACCAACGGCACCUUCGAGUACAUCCGCCACAAGGUGCUCUACGUCUUCCUGGACCACUUCCCGCCGGGCGGCCGGCAGGACGGCUGGAUCGCCGACGACUAUCUGCGCACCUUCCUGACGCAGGACGGCGUGUCGCGCCUGCGCAACCUGCGGCCCGACGACGUCUUCAUCAUCGACGACGCCGACGAGAUCCCCGCGCGCGACGGCGUCCUCUUCCUCAAGCUCUACGACGGUUGGACGGAGCCCUUCGCCUUCCACAUGCGCAAGUCGCUCUACGGCUUCUUCUGGAAGCAGCCGGGCACCCUGGAGGUGGUGUCGGGCUGCACGGUGGACAUGCUGCAGACGGUGUACGGGCUGGACGGCAUCCGCCUGCGGCGCCGCCAGUACUACACCAUGCCCAACUUCCGGCAGUACGAGAACCGCACGGGCCACAUCCUGGUGCAGUGGGCGCUGGGCAGCCCCCUGCACUUCGCCGGCUGGCACUGCUCCUGGUGCUUCACCCCCGAGGGCAUCUACUUCAAGCUCGUGUCGGCCCAGAACGGCGACUUCCCCCGCUGGGGCGACUACGAGGACAAGCGGGACCUCAACUACAUCCGGGGCUUGAUCCGCACGGGGGGCUGGUUCGACGGCACGCAGCAGGAGUACCCGCCGGCAGACCCCAGCGAACACAUGUACGCCCCCAAGUACCUCCUCAAGAACUACCGCCAGUUCCGCUACCUGCUGGACAACCCCUACCAGGAGCCCAGGAGCACCGCGGAGGGCCGGCGGCGGGACAAGGACCCCGAGGACAGACCGCCGCCGGCCAGGGGCAAAUUGGAUGUACUGGAAGGCUAAGGCUGCGUGAUCUUCUGGGGCCAGCAGCGGCUGACCCACUUUCUGCCGCCUUGCGUGGUUCUUGAGAGGAGACCAGAAGUGGGUGGGAAGCUGGGGGUCUUCCCUCGUUUAUGCUCUGUGAAUCAGGGGUCAGGCCUUUCUGCUUGGGGCACGUCUGCUCCUCCCUUUUGCCUGCCAAGAGUUCUGUGCCCAGGGGGUGCCAAUGGAGAGUAUGUGAUGAUUACUGGGUAGUUGGGGGGGUAGGUGGGGUGCGGGGGUGGUGGACCUCACCAAGGGCAGGUGUGGGAGCUGCCGGCCUGCUGGGAAGAAUCCAGCCAUUUGCAUCAGUGGUCUCUGGACCUGCGGUGAGAAAGGAGGUCCCAGGGCUUUAAAUUGAUGCCUACCUGUCUAGGAGGAAGAGGACAUGAAGGUGGGAGGGGGUGGAAAGCAGCAUGCAGCUGGGAGGCAGUGCGGAUGGAUGCUUUGCCAAGUUCCCAGAACUCCUGGGUCAGAGGGAAAACAACAGCCACUCAUCUGCCCCUCUCCCCCCUCACCCAGCCCCCACCCCCAACCCAGGGCACUGCUGGACUGGGAGCACCCUGCCCCUGAGCCCAGCUCUGCUGUCCCCAGCCCCUCACCAGCUGACAUAGGCCUGGGGAGUCUUCUAAGGCCAGGGAUCCUGUUUUUAGGGUGGGAUGGGAGCCAGAGGCUGGACCCACAGCCAACCUAGUAGUUCAGGCCUGGAGGUGGGGGUGGGAUG
Choloepus didactylus (southern two-toed sloth) is the source of this 2472-nucleotide messenger RNA. It is a transcript of the gene MGAT3, whose product is annotated as beta-1,4-mannosyl-glycoprotein 4-beta-N-acetylglucosaminyltransferase. The coding region runs from base 129 to 1733 and encodes 534 amino acids. Gene Ontology annotation, cellular component: membrane. Gene Ontology annotation, biological process: N-acetylglucosamine metabolic process; protein N-linked glycosylation. NCBI's taxonomy places the organism in Eukaryota, Metazoa, Chordata, Mammalia, Pilosa, Megalonychidae. The transcript has 2 exons. Gene Ontology annotation, molecular function: beta-1,4-mannosylglycoprotein 4-beta-N-acetylglucosaminyltransferase activity. The record is from RefSeq and is a predicted model, not a curated record.